AUGCAACGUAAGACUGCAGCUUUUGAGUGUACUCCCGUCCACUCUUCGCUGGAAAUGAGCAGUGAAACGACGGAUUUUGAGCGUGUUCCGCCUGACGGGACCGGUGGUUUUGUUAAAAUUGGUGGUCCCCUUCCCGACUCGUCUGAUCCACGAGCUAUUAAAGGAGCUGCUAGUGCUCCUGGUAAUGGUCAUCGUCUCUUUUACUUGCGUGUCAUUGAUUCGCGCAAAUGGCAUUAUUCGGAAACAUUUGCGCUAUUUCUUGACUUUUUUAUGCAAGUUUUGACCAUUUCGUUUUCACAAAAAGACUCAUUUCAUGAUGAAGUACCGGCAAAAGCAUCGCGUUACUUUUCAUCCGGUCUCAUGUUGUGUUACUUCAUUGACAUGAUUAUUCGAAUUUUGGGGCUACGAUUGGCAUUAUUUCGAUCGCAUUCCAAUAUUGCCGACCUUUUAUGUCUAGUGACAAUGGUGGUGCUUCUUGGGUCACGAUAUUUCAUGGAUGAUAAAGAAUAUUGGCUCUGUCUUGGCUAUUUGACAAUUGUCGCACUUCGACUGAUUCUCAAGCCACGAGCACGAACGUUUUCCAAGAAAUUGCACAAAUUUCGGACCAAUGGGGACCAUAUUCGAGUCAGUAUUGAAUCUUUGAGGGCUUCACUUGCACGGAUUCCAGGCAUCUCUGCCAUGUCAAUUGAGAUGAUGGAGACGGAUCUGGUCAUUAUCUGUGGACGAGAUGAAGGGGACAUGACACGUGACGAGCUCAUGAACUUUUUAGAACGUGCACUACACUACCGUCCCCCGAAUCUCUCGGCGACAGAAUUUUUGUCCCAUUUGCGUGACAUUGACGCGUCAUCGUCGACACUAGCUUACGGGAUUUCUGACGUUGUCCGGAGUACAUUGUGGCAUUGGUCCACGCAAAUGGCAGAUCUUAUUUUCUGCUUCUUUGUAGUGUGUAUUAACGCGUCAGUGAGUCCAGCAUUGGCUAUUUUUUUGGCCAAAUUGUCGGAUGCUUUUGAUACGUUGGAUACGGGCACCCCGAAUGAGUCUACACUCAAAUUUGGUGUCGUGGGGGUCCUGACACUAUGUGUACCCUUUGUGCUGGGUGAUUACGCUGUCGGUUAUUUCCAAUCGAAAAUGAUUUCAAAAGCUACGGAAUUGAUGCAAUCUGAAUUGCUCAACAUUAUCCUUCGUCAGGACACGAGAUUCUUUGCAGAGCGUUCCGAAGGUGAUUUGAACAAUCUGUUUUCAAGUGAUGUCGCGCGUGUAAACGCCUUGUGGCAGGCUGUAUUCUGGAAUCUGCUGAACCCGCUUCUGGCUGUGAUUUUCGGUUUUGGUUACGCUUUGUAUAUGGACGUCAGCAUUGGUAUCAUGUCGUUUACAUUCACUGCAGUACUGCUUUCAAGUGGUCCGCAAGGCUUUGCAGCUCAGCGAUCAAAGGAGUUUGGAUCUAGGAACGCGUACGUUGCUGCCGAGUUCCAGAAUGCUGUCGGUUGUGAAAAAGUAGUGCGUGCUUACGCUAUCCAGGAUCCGCUCAUUACACGUUUUAAGAAAACGUGCGCGUCACUGCGCAAGAGUCAGUUUUCGAAGGACUUCUGGUCGAGUAUUGUGCAGAUUUACAUUGAGUCGGCAAUGUACAUUUUUGUGGCUAUUAUGACUGCCUCAUUGGCGAUGAAGGUGUGGCACAAGGAAUUAUCAUCAGGCGAAUUCUUUGGAUUCAUUACGCUAUUGAGUCGUGUUUCGAACCCUGUUACUGUUCUCGGUGGUUUUAUGCGUGUGGCCAUCGGUAACGCUAGUAGCUUACAGCGUGUGGAUGACAUUAUUGUAGGCUUGGGAUCGAGCACUGGUGAGGAGGAUAGUAGUGGUAAGGAUAUGCCUCCGCUCCCUAAGAUGAAACAGGAUCUUCGCGUUGAGAAACUUGUGUUCAAGUACGACAAGGCAUCGGAGAACUACAUCCUGAACGAAUUAACUGCAACUAUUCCUCGUGGAUCCUACACGUGUGUCGUCGGACCGUCCGGUUGCGGAAAAAGCACGCUGCUAGCGUGCUUGAUGCAGUUUCAGGAAGCUGAUGGCGGUUGCAUCCGCCUGGACGGCCAUGACAUUUUCAACUUUUCCAAGAAAUCGUUCAUGGAUCAGACUGCGGUUGUAUUCCAAGAUGGAGGUAUUCUCAACGGUACUAUCUACGACAACAUCCGCUACGGCAACAUUAACGGUUCCAACGCCGACUGCGAAGAGGCUGCCCGUCUUGCUGAGUGUCACUUCAUUAAGGAACUUAAAGACGGUUUUCAGACGGUGGUGGGUCAGCACGCAACUUGUAACUUGAGUGGCGGCCAGGCACAACGUAUCUGUUUGGCACGUGCACUUUGUCGUCGCCCAAGCCUGUUGUUGCUUGAUGAGGCUACGAGCGCUCUGGACCCUGAGACUGAAGCGUCGAUCGUGUCUACGCUGGAACGCCUCUCGGGCAAGAUGAACAUGACUAUCAUCUCAGUGACGCAUCGUUUAUCCACGUCCGUUAAUGCCGACCAGAUUCUUGUGCUUAAUGCAGGACGUGUAGCAGAAGAGGGCCGUUAUGAUGCUCUGGUGCAGAAGGGUGGACUCUUUUUCGAGAUGGUUCACAAGGUGGAUAAAUCGGAAGAGGAUGAAGUUUCUGAUCCCAUCGAGCAGACCGACAUGGUAUCAAUGGCUAAAAGCCGUCGUCGUGGCAUAGUACCACGCCGAAACGCAGGUACAAUCGGGGCCACUGGGGAGGAACCGAAGCAGAUGCAAGACAGUGUGUUGGCACUGCAGCAGUUUACAAAGACUUUGAGCUCACGUGUGGCGCACGACGUCGGUGACAGCAACCGUCCCGCCGGCACCACUUCAUGGUACCGCUAUGGCAAUCACUCGCGAAAGACAAGUGAAGAAGGGUUUGCAAAUCGCCGCUCAGGAAAUAACAGCAUGGAGUGUAGCCAGUGGUAUCCUAGCCAUGACAACCGGGGUGCGGCGUCUUCAGCUGCCAGCGAGGAAGAGCGUAACAAGUACUUCGUGUUGUAA
Molecule: messenger RNA, 3024 nt
Organism: Peronospora farinosa
Lineage: Eukaryota; Oomycota; Peronosporomycetes; Peronosporales; Peronosporaceae
Source: the annotation of a GenBank genome assembly